AUGGCUGGACCACGAGUUCUCGCGGCCAAUGUCGUGCGGGCUGUGCCUCGCAUUGGGGCUCGCUCCCAUGUGAUGACGGCCUCUGCCACGGCUUCGCUUUUGCGACUCAGCGCACAAGCUGGACGCGCCAGACUGAGCUUGACCAGAGCUCCCCGCCAUUGUCUCCGAGUAGCAUCUUAUUCCUCCUCUGCAGGUGGUGCUGCUAGCUCCCCUCCCCCACCUUCGACCCUCAACAGCUCGAGACCGGCGACGAUCGAGGUCAAUGGCAAGACCUACACCACCGACGAAUGGUUCAACGUCCCCCAGACCGUCCUCGCUCUCACCGGCCGCAAGCUUCAUCUCCAGAAAGACCACCCCGUUGCCAUCACCCGCCAGAUCAUCGAGUCCAAGUUCUCCACGGCCACCUACAAGCGCUACAAUGAGUUCGACCCGGUCGUCAGCACCAUCGAGAACUUUGACUCGCUCGGUUUCCCGCCUGACCACGUCGGCCGCGCCCGCUCCGACACCUACUACAUCAACGAGACCACGCUCCUGCGCACGCACACUUCAGCCCACGAGGCCGAGCUCUUCCGCGCCAGCGCCUCGGACGGCUACCUGAUCAGCGCCGACGUCUACCGCCGCGACGAGGUCGACCGCAGCCACUACCCCGUCUUCCACCAGAUGGAGGGAGCCCGCGUGUGGGACCGCACCAAGGUGCCCAACGGCGACGUCGUGGCCGCCAUCUACGCCGACCUGGCCAAGCUGCCCACGCACGACGUCAAGGUCGAGGACCCCAACCCGCCGCACCACCCGGAGCGUAACCCGCUGCAGAGCGGGCAUCAUAGUCCUGAGGAGGCCGAGGCCAUCGCCGCCCACCUCAAGCGCUCGCUCGAGCUCAUGGUCGUCGAGAUCUUCACCCGCGCCAAGCAGGCCGCCGCUCGUCAGGAUCCCAACUACGUCGACGAGCCGCUGCGCGUCCGCUGGGUUGAGGCCUACUUCCCCUUUACGUCGCCUUCGUGGGAAUUGGAGGUGUACUACCAGGGUGACUGGCUUGAGGUACUGGGCUGCGGUGUCAGCAAGCAGGAACUGUUCAUCAAUGCGGACCAGCCGCAACAGCUCGGCUGGGCGUUCGGUAUUGGGCUUGAGCGCAUCGCCAUGCUGUUGUUCCAGAUCCCCGACAUCCGUCUCUUCUGGUCCAAGGAUGAGCGUUUUCUGAGCCAGUUCACUGGCGUGCAGGAUAACCUUGACAAGCUGAAGCGCUUUGUUCCCUUCUCCAAGUAUCCGGCUUGCUGGAAGGAUGUCUCCUUCUGGCUGCGGUCAACGUCCGCGGCUGGUGGGAACACUGCCGUGGCCAACGUGCAUGACUUUCAUGAAAAUGACCUGAUGGAGGUGGUGCGCGAAGUUGCCGGGGAUGUGGUUGAAGACGUCCAGCUGAAGGACCAGUUCACUCAUCCCAAGACGGGCAGGAAGAGCAUGUGCUAUAGAAUCAACUACAGGAGCUUGGAAAAGACUCUGACGAACGAGGAGGCGAACGACUUCCAUGAGCGGGUAAGGCAAGGAUUGGCGGAGAAGCUUGGUGUUGAGCUUAGGUAG
Neurospora hispaniola is the source of this 1572-nucleotide messenger RNA. RefSeq names its product phenylalanyl-tRNA synthetase mitochondrial precursor. The transcript has 2 exons. Gene Ontology annotation, cellular component: mitochondrion; cytoplasm. Gene Ontology annotation, molecular function: ATP binding; phenylalanine-tRNA ligase activity; tRNA binding. Gene Ontology annotation, biological process: phenylalanyl-tRNA aminoacylation. The coding region runs from base 1 to 1572 and encodes 523 amino acids. The record is from RefSeq and is a predicted model, not a curated record. Lineage: Eukaryota; Fungi; Ascomycota; Sordariomycetes; Sordariales; Sordariaceae.